AUGCCGAAAGAUCGCAUCGAUUGGAGCGAACGAAUCCAGAGAUGCAUGGUCUUGCUGCCUGGGAGUCCCAACAACAAGGUGGGGAAGGCCUCAAGGGCACAAGCGCUGGUGACCAAGGUGGAAUCAAAGCAAGAUCUUCUCCUGAAUCGUGUGAUUUUGCUCUUCCACUUGGAGGACCGAUUGCCCAAGCUUUGCGAGAACCAUCGCGUGCACAUGCACGAUUUGUUCACCUUAAUGGCACACCCCCUGCGAUGCUUUGUUUUGUUCACCGCCGGUCCGCCGGUGCUGAAUGAUGUGCGCUACCAGGAACAUUCCUUUAAGGACGCGAGCGAGAAGCAGACCCUUUGGACGAAGGCCCUCGAUGUGGACCUUCAGCCUCCUGAGAAGCCGAACCGACUAAUCUCUCAGGAGACCGUGCCUACCGCGCCCAUUUCAGAGAUCUAUGCAUGCAAUCUCUCUUCCUUCGGUGCUCUCGGCGAUGGGAUGACCGACAAUUCCAAGGCCUUCCGAAACGCCAUCGAAAGCUGUGGCGCCUCGCGGGGGCAGCAGCGCCUUUUGCUGGAGAUCCCUGAGGGCACUUUCCUCACAGGUUCCUUCAAUUUAUCAAGCAAGAUGACUCUCCGUUUGCUCAAAGGUAGCAGACUCUUAGGGGUGACGGAUUUCUCGGCAUAUCCGUUGGUUCCACCACUUCCAAGCUAUGGCAUCAAUCGGGACUGGGCCAAAGACCUCAGCCUAAGGCCUGCAGCUUUGAUCUCAGGCUUCAACCUGACAGACGUUGUGAUUGAAGGCGAAGAGAUGGGUCACGGCUACGCGGAGAUCGAUGGGAAGGGUGAAUGGUGGUGGGCGAAGUUCCGCCGUGGGCCUUUGCCCUUUGGGCGGCCUUCACUCAUCCAGUUUAUGUACAGCGACCAUAUCAUCCUGCGCAAGCUCAUCCUCAAAAAUCCACCCUUUUGGAACACCCAUUUCUACGCUUCGCGAGACAUAGUGGCCGAACGUUUGCGGAUCGAAGCACCGUAUUCGUCGAAGAACACGGAUGGAAUCAAUUUGGAUUCCGUCACUAAUGCAGUUGUACGCCAUUGUGUGAUUUCCACGGGAGAUGACGCCAUCGCGAUCAAGAGUGGCCUCAACGAAGCUGGUUUGCGCUUUGGGAUGCCCAGUUCCCACAUCCAUUUGCAUGACUUGGAAGUGCGUUCCAAGUGCCUAUCAAUCGGCAGCGAAAUGAGUGGUGGCAUCUCCGACGUUUUGGUGGAGAACAUCCACUUUGGAGAUGAUCGCCCAAAAAACCGCUGGCAUGGCAUUUUCAUUAAAAGUUCCAGGCCGCGGGGAGGAUCGGUUCAGAAUUUGCUCUUUCGGAACAUCACCAGCGUGGAGAGGACGAAGCAUCAGACCAAAGUCUUCAUAGAGAUUUCCAUGUCCUAUGGUUCUUGGAAUGGGCCGGAGGGAAGAGGUGCAAGUGCGCCUCCGCUCUUUCGGAACUUCAGCUUCAGGGACAUCUCAUCAUAUGGAGCCUUUGUCGUCGCCAACAUCACCGGAUUGGUGGAUUCUCCCAUUCGGGAUGUCUCCUUCGAGCGUCUCCGCGCGCGCAAUCACGUGAGGGGCCUCACCUGCUUGCACACAUAUAAUGUGCGGGCAGAAGGAAUCCAGAAAGAGGGUACUUGCCGUCCUCAUCUCCCAGAGCAUGAGCGGCAGAAGCUGGAUGAGUACGACAAGUUCCCGCAAGAUUUCUGGAUUUCAUCCACACCAGGCUGGAAGCAAGCACGUGAAGAGUUGAUUGCUGCUGUGUUUGGCACAAGGACUCUGCCCAUGAGAACUCAGCCAGAUCGGCUCCGAGCACUGACCGAAGACUUGCUUGAGAUGACCUGGGAUCUUUCGGGAUCGUUCCAGAUCAACAGCACUGUCUUCUACGCACCACUGAAAGGCUCCACCCGUGCGGUUCUGUGGCAUCAAGGGCAUCAUGAUUGCGUGUGCCCAGCAACCGGCCAAUUCACAGGUUUGAGCAAAAUCCCUGGGUUCCAGCAAGCUCCUUGCCAACCUGGCUGCGUAGGCAUCAAGCAUGUGAAGGAUGUGAAGCUGCGAAAGUCUGUGAAGUGGUGGGACCUGGACAACGUCACGGAUUUCUUCCACACAUUGGGGUAUAGUGUCUUCAUACUUUCGAUGCCCUUGGUGGGUGUGAACUUCAUGUCUCAGCGGAGCAGCAACUGGACAGAUCAUUGGUGGUUUCAGAAGCAUGAAGCUAAAGGAGACUUCACCAUGCGAUACUUCUGUGAGCCAGUGGUUCUCAGCAUCAACUAUGCUUUGAGCCUAGGGUUCCAGGAGGUCCAUUUGGCGGGCUUGUCGGGCGGUGCAUGGACCACUUCCAUGGUCGCAGCCAUGGAUCCACGCAUUCGCAUCUCCGUCCAGGUAGCAGGUGCUAUGCCCUACAGCAUGCGGUUUUCCACCUCUUUGCAAGCCACUGGCGACAUUGGUGACUACGAGCAGAUCUGCAAUUUGCCACCUUAUCCAUUCCGCAAGGGUGCCAGGCACGUUGGAUACGGCUGGCGGAAAGAUCCUGGACGUCAGUAUUGCAAAGUUUGCAACUACAAGUGCCAGUUCAUGCUGGCAGCAUUGGAGUCAAAUCGAAGUUUGCUGCAGAUCUUCCAUGAGGAUGACACGUGCUGCUAUGCUGCCGCACAGCGGCACGAUGAGAUCCGCAGCUAUGAAGCAGCGAUCCGUGAUCAGCUUCGACAACAUGGCCCACACGGCUGGUUCACCGCCGCUGUGACGGAUCACAGGAAGCACGAGCUGAGCGCGAAGGACAAGAAGCUGAUUGAAGCUGUUCUUGGAAAGCCACCAGAAGCGGAUAGCCCUGAAUGGAAUGAACAUCCGGUCUUGAAGCUGGGGCUGGUCAAAGCUCCUAGCAGUCGGGGCCGUUGGGACGAGGUCUUUACGCAAAUGAAACCGUGGCAAGUAAGUCAAGCCAUGCUGGAGGAGUGCAAGCGUGAGCAUGUCGAACUUGCCAUUGAGGACGAAGAACAAGAAUGA
Molecule: messenger RNA, 3021 nt
Organism: Durusdinium trenchii
Lineage: Eukaryota; Dinophyceae; Suessiales; Symbiodiniaceae
Source: the annotation of a GenBank genome assembly